Erythranthe guttata (spotted monkey flower) is the source of this 880-nucleotide messenger RNA. Its product is annotated as transcription factor MYB113. Lineage: Eukaryota; Viridiplantae; Streptophyta; Magnoliopsida; Lamiales; Phrymaceae. The record is from RefSeq and is a predicted model, not a curated record.
AAAAAAUAUAUAAAUUAUUACAGAGCAUGGAAAACACACCUGUAGGUGUAAGAAAAGGUGCAUGGUCCACAGAAGAAGACGUACUCCUGAGGAAAUGCAUUGAGAAUUUUGGUGAAGGAAAAUGGCAUCUUGUACCUCUUAGAGCAGGGCUGAACAGAUGCAGAAAGAGUUGUAGGUUGAGAUGGUUGAACUAUCUGAAGCCAAAUAUUAAAAGAGGUCAAUUUAACAAUGAUGAAGUUGAUCUUAUUAUCAGGCUUCAUAAGCUCUUGGGAAACAGAUGGUCACUAAUCGCCGGUAGACUUCCGGGAAGAACGGCCAACGACGUGAAGAACGUCUGGAACAGCCACAUUGAAAAGAAGCUUCUCUACGGCGGCGGCGGCGGAGACGGCGGAGAAAUUACUGCGAGGGCUGCGGCGGCGGCGGCCAAAGUUGUGCAUAAAGCGAUUACGUCCACCAACAUCGUACGGCCCCGACCUCGGACCUUCCCGUACUUAUCACCUCCUACAGACGAAAAUCCGACGAAAGCAAACAAGAAGAGAAACCCAUCUUCUUCUUCUUCUUCCGCCGCGGCGGAGGCGGAGGCGGAGGCUUCGCCGCGCGAGACGGAUGAAAUCGUAAGGUGGUGGAGGAAUUUGCUUGAAACUACUACGACGGAAGAUGGGAUAUUGGUCUCCGGCGAGGAGGAUAUUCAAACGGGGAAGCUGUGCAGAGAAAUGGCGGCGGAGUUGCAUGAGGAUGACGGCGGCGCCGCCGUGCAGGCGGAGGAUGAAGAUGAGUUUGAUGAUUUAUUCCUUGACGUGGAUGUUUGGGAGCUUCUCACAUUCAACGAUGAAAGAGAUGAUGAUUCGUGGGGCCUACUGGGGCCUAAUUAAUUAAUUAU